AUGGCGACCAGAGGAUUUGAAUACUCUCUAUCACCCGGGAGUUCAUCAAUUCCUUUCAUGUUUGGAUCUUCGGCUUCUUCGCCACCAACACCUCUCUUCGGUGUCACUGCGGCUUAUUCACCUACCCCUCUCUCCGGCGUUGCUGCGGCUUACGGGCCUGGGACUCCAUUGAUCAGCACCUCGGGUUACGUGCCUAGGCCUAAUUUAUUUGGCACCACUGCGGCUUGCACGCCUGCACCAUCCUUCCCUGGCACUGCGACUUAUGGGCCUAUUUCUUUCUUUCCGGGUCCCGCGCCUUUCCUCGGCAGCAGUGCAGCUUACCGGCCUACGGCUCUCUUCGGCACUCCUACGGUUUGUCCACCUACGCCUCUUUUCGGCGCUCCUACAGUUUGUCCACCUACGCCUUUCUUUGCAAUCCCCGAGCAAUCUUCUGUACUGGAUGCGGAUGCACAUACCACUACUUCUGCUGCUGUAACCGUGCCAUUUUCAUCACGACCAACUUCCACUACCAAUUCCGCAGCAUAUCCCCGUUCUCACUUAUUGUCUUCAGACGCAUCUGUAACAACUCCUAGACCUUCACUAAUUCCUAACUUUGGAGAGUGGGAUAGGCCAAUGGAAAUAGCGGGCCAAUUUGACAGUUUUAAUCUUAUGUUGAGACAACGUAUGAAACAGAAAUAUGCUACUAUGGUAGCGAGGGAUCAACUUUAUGAGAGAGUAGCAAGGGCAGAGGUUGGGAGAGAUUGGGCCCUAAGUGAGAGACACCAAGCUCAAGCAGAUUGGGAUAGUCUGCAGAUCCAACAUGAUGAGGCUCCCGAGAGGGAGAGACAAAUGCGGAUAGAGGUGCAACAACUAUAUGCUAAGAUAGAUGCACUUAAAGUGGAGCAGGAUCGUGUGCGAGGAGAGCUCGAGAAACUUCAUCAGGCAGAGGUAGAUGCACUCAAAGAAGAGCAAGAUCGUGUGCGAGGAGAGCUGGAGACACUUCAUCAUGAGAUGAGAGUAGUAGAUAUACAAGUAUCGCAGAGGAUGGAUGCAUUGACAAUGGAGAAUGCUAGCUUGACAGAGGCAUUAAGGCAAGCAGAGGGGCACCGAGAAGGGUUCGUUUUAUUGUAG
Cryptomeria japonica (Japanese cedar) is the source of this 1110-nucleotide messenger RNA. RefSeq lists its product as uncharacterized. Bases 1 to 1110 code for a protein of 369 amino acids. The record is from RefSeq and is a predicted model, not a curated record. The transcript has 3 exons. Lineage: Eukaryota; Viridiplantae; Streptophyta; Pinopsida; Cupressales; Cupressaceae.